Molecule: messenger RNA, 1947 nt
Organism: Pipistrellus kuhlii (Kuhl's pipistrelle)
Lineage: Eukaryota; Metazoa; Chordata; Mammalia; Chiroptera; Vespertilionidae
Gene: PTGES2
Product: prostaglandin E synthase 2
Exons: 7
Coding region: 494-1615 (373 amino acids)
Cellular component (GO): mitochondrion
Molecular function (GO): prostaglandin-E synthase activity
Source: RefSeq, a predicted model, not a curated record
GAGGGCAGAAAGAGCUGCGUCUCCGGCGCCCUCCUGCUGUUGGUUGGAUGGGGCGGAUUCGGGGCCCUCAAGGACCGGAAGCCGUGACUCCCUGACACCCCGAAGGGUUCAGUCUCUUUCGAUUGGGUGCAUGAGGCAGAAAUGACUAACCACAAGUUACGGCCAAUGUUGGGACUCAGAGCCCACAUCCGGAGCUGCGUGGCCGAGCAGAGGCUGGCGCCCGGGCAUUCCCUCCCUUCGACCCGGGUCACCACGGAGAACCUUUUCAUCUACGUGUGGAGGAUCCGGGGCGCUUAGCUUCUCCCAGACACCCCGGAGGUGUUUCUGCGGCACUGCGGAGAGAUGCAAAGACUUUGCCUCCGGGCCUGCUCGCUCGGCGUCACUGUUACCUUGGCAACCAGCCUGCCACCUGACACCUGGCCCUUUAAGGGAAGCCUAAGCAGCCCGGCGGUCUUGGUUUCGCGCGCCCGCCCGCGGCGCCGGUAGCGAGAACAUGGCCCAGGCUGCACGCGUGCUGCGGCCCAGCGGGCGCGCUCUGGCCUGGCGGCUGGGCGGCCUCCCGGCGCCCCGGCUCCCGGCGCAGAGCCGGGCUGGCUUCGCAGGGGCGGCGGGCGGCCCGGGCCCCGCCGCCAUCGCCCGCAAGGGCAGCCGGCGGCUCCUGGGGCGGGCGGCGCUGGCCCUGGGCGGCGCGGUGGGGCUGUACUGCACGGCGCGGUGGCACCUGCGCGCCCAGGACCUGCGCGCCCAGCGCGCCGCCGCGCAGCUCUCCCUGUCGGACCGCCUGCAGCUGACUCUGUACCAGUACAAGACGUGUCCCUUCUGCAGCAAGGUGCGCGCCUUCCUGGACUUCCACGCCCUGCCCUACCGGGUGGUGGAGGUGAACCCUGUGCGGAGGGCUGAGAUCAAGUUCUCCGCCUACAGGAAGGUGCCCAUCCUGCUGGCCCAGGAAGGAGAGAGCCUGCAACAGCUGAACGACUCCUCCGUCAUCAUCAGCGCCCUCAAGUCCCACCUGGUGUCGGGGCAGCCCCUGGAUGUCAUCGUCACCUACUAUCCACCCAUGAAGGCCACCAACGACCAGGGCAAGGAGGUGACCGAGUUCUGCAACAAGUACUGGCUCAUGCUGGACGAGAAGGAAGCCCAGAAAGUGUACGGCGGGAAGGAGGCCAGGACGGAGGAGAUGAGAUGGCGGCAGUGGGCGGACGACUGGCUGGUGCACCUCAUCUCCCCCAACGUGUACCGCACGCCCGCCGAGGCCCUGGCCUCCUUCGACUACAUCGUCCGGGAGGGCAAGUUCGGGGCGGUGGAGGGCGCCAUGGCCAAGUACGUGGGCGCCGCCGCCAUGUACUUCAUCAGCAAGCGGCUCAAGAGCAGGCACCACCUCCAGGACGACGUGCGGGAGGACCUGUACGAGGCCGCCGACAAGUGGGUGGCCGCUGUGGGCAAGGACCGGCCCUUCAUGGGGGGCCAGAAGCCCAACCUGGCGGACCUGGCGGUGUACGGCGUGCUGCGCGUGAUGGAGGGCCUGGAGGCCUUUGAGGACCUCAUGCGGCACACCCGCAUCCGGCCCUGGUACCAGCGGGUGGAGAAGGCCAUCGCCGACGAGGCGCUCCAGUGAGGGCCCGGGAGGAGCCGGGAGGAGCCGGGCGGAACCGGGACCGCGCAGACGCUGCUGCCGCGCGGGGCCGGAGCCGGAGCCGGAGCCGGAGCCGGCGCCUGUGUAGGGUGCCGGCCACGCUACCUCCCCCACCCACGGCGCUCUGUGCCUGACGCCGGGCACCGGGCCUGGGCCCUGGGGACGCAGCCCCGAGGGGCACAGGGCUGCCCCCCUGACCCUGUGGGUGGGAACGGGCUGGGCCCCGCCCUGGGCAAGGGAAGUGGGACAUCCCGGCUGGGAUGAGCCCAUCCCUGGCUCAUCCUGAGCAUCCCGCUCCCCUCCUCACCCUCCAA